Messenger RNA from Pezoporus flaviventris, 603 nucleotides. It is a transcript of the gene CHURC1, whose product is annotated as churchill domain containing 1. The record is from RefSeq and is a predicted model, not a curated record. Gene Ontology annotation, molecular function: zinc ion binding. Gene Ontology annotation, biological process: multicellular organism development; fibroblast growth factor receptor signaling pathway; positive regulation of DNA-templated transcription. The coding region runs from base 37 to 375 and encodes 112 amino acids. The transcript has 5 exons. NCBI's taxonomy places the organism in Eukaryota, Metazoa, Chordata, Aves, Psittaciformes, Psittacidae.
CCCCCUCGGCGGAAGUCUCGCGAGAGCUGCGGCGGGAUGUGCGGCGGCUGUGUGGGCACCGAGUACCCGGAGCGGGGCACCACGUGCCUGGAGGGAGGCUCCUUCCUGCUCAACUUCGUGGGGUGCGCGCAGUGCGGCCGCCGGGACCUGGUGCUGCUGAGCAACCGCGCGGCGGGGCUGCACGGAGGGGAGGAGAUCGUCACCUACGACCACCUGUGCCGGAGCUGCCACCACCUCAUUGCUCGCCACGAGUACACCUUCAGCGUGGUGGACGACUACCAGGAAUACACCAUGCUGUGCCUGCUCUGUGGCCGGGCUGAGGACUCCAUCAGCAUCCUCCCUGAUGACCCCAGGCAGAUGACUCCUCUCUUCUGAAGCCAGUUUGGAUCCCACCUGGAUGUGGUGGAUGCCGAAUGCUUCCAUGCUCCCAUACCCGCAUCCCAGCUCCAGGAAGAGGCAGGAGCACCACAACUGAGCCUCCCCCCAUGUGCUGAAAACAUGAAGGGGUCCCCAGCUUGUUAUCACCCCACAAAGGGGUCCCAAAGGGUGCUCACCCCACCUCAGGAACCCACAUGUGUGGGGCAAUAAACGUGACGUGUUACA